AUGGAUCACGCCAGUACCGAUCUGCUGAAACCUCUUCUCACUGAUCCGUGCAUUCAAAUCCAACAGUGUUCGGCCAUCGCUCUCGGAAGAUUGGUCCAUCAUGAGGCUACCAUGGCUGAUCAGCUCAUCGUCCAGAAUUUCCUGCCAAUCUUACUGGGUACUCUCUGCAAUGGAAAUGUGAAAGAAUCCGCCGCCUGGGGCAUUGGCUACAUAGCCAGACACUCCAAGGCUCUAGCCCAAGUCUGCGUGGACGCUGGAGCUGUUCCUUUACUUCUCCUCUGCCUGCAAGAGCCUGAGUUGUCCUUGAAACAGAUCGCCACCAGCGCCAUCUCUGAUAUCGCGAAGCACAGCAUGGAGCUGGCUCAGAACGUCGUCGAUGCUGACACAAAGAAUGACACAAAGAAAGAGACAAAGAAAGACACAAAGAAAGACACAAAGAAAGACACAAAGAAAUACACAAAGAAAGACACAAAGAAAGACACAAAGAAAGACUCAAAGGAAGACACAAAGAAUGACACGAAGAAAUACACAAAGAAAGACACAAAGAAAGACACAAAGAAAGACACAAAGAAAGACACAAAGAAAGACACAAAGAAAGGCACAAAGAAAGACACAAAGAAAGACACAAAGAAAGACACAAAAAUACACAAAGAAAGACACAGAGAAAGACACAAAGAAAGACACAAAGAAAGACACAAAGAAAGACACAAAGAAAGACACAAAGAAAGACACAAAGAAAGACACAAAGAAAGACACAAAGAAAGACACAAAGAAAGACACAAAGAAAGACACAAAGAAAGACGCAAAGGAAGACGGAAAGAAAGAUACAAAGAAAGACACAAAGCAAGACACAAAGUAAGACACAAAGAAAGACACACAGAAAGGCACGAAGAAAACAAAAAAGAAAUACACAAAAAAGACACAAAGAAGGACAAAGAUACAAAGGAAGACGAAAAAAUAGAUACGAAGAAAGACACGAAGGAAGACACAAAGAAAUACACAAAGAAAGAUACAAAGAAUGACACAAAGAGGGACAAGGAGAAAUACACGAAGAAAGACACGAAGAGAGGCACGAAGAAAGAACAACGAAAUACACGAAAAAAGACACAAAGAAAGACACAAAGAGAGACACGGAGAAAUACACGAAGAAAGUCACGAAGAGAGGCACGAAGAAAGACACGAAGAGAUACACGAAGAAAGACACGAAGAAAUACACGAAGAAAGACACAAGGAAGGAUACAAAGAAAGACACGAACAAAGACAUGCACAAACAAAGACACAAACAAAGGCACAAAGAGAGGCAGAAAGGAAGACAUAAAGGAAGACACAAAGAAAUACACCAUGAGAGACACAAAGAAAGACCCAAAGAAAGACACAAAGAGAGACACAAAGAAAUACAAAAAAAGGCACAAACAGAGACACCAAGGAAGACACAAGGGAAGACACAAAGAAAUACAUGAAGAAAUACACAAAAAGAGACACACAGAAAGGCACAAAGGAAGAAUCAAAGAAAGACACAAAGGAAGACACGAAGAAAGACACAAAGAGAGACACGAAGAAAGACACGAAGGAAGACACGAAGAAAGGCAUAAAGAGAUUCACAAAGAUAGACACAAAGAAAGGCACGAAAAAAGACUCAAAGAAAGACACAAAGGAAGACACGAAGGAAGACACGAAGACAAACACAAAGAAAGACACAAAGAAAGACACAAAGAAAGACACAAAGAAAGACACAAAGAGAGACACAAAGAAAGACACAAAGAAAGACACAAAGAAAGACACAAAGAAAGACACAAAGAAAGACACAAAGAAAGACACAAAGAAAGACACAAAGAAAGACACAAAAAAAGACACAAAGAAAGACACAAAGAAAGACACAAAGAAAGACACGAAGAAAGACACGAAGAAAGACACAAAGAAAGACACAAAGAAAGACACAAAGAAAGACACGAAGAAAGACACAAAGAAAGACACAAAGAAAGACACAAAGAAAGACACAAAGAAAGACACAAAGAAAGACACAAAGAAAGACACAAAGAAAGACACAAAGAAAGACACAAAGAAAGACACAAAGAAAGACACAAAGAAAGACACAAAGAAAGACACAAAGAAAGACACAAAGAAAGACACAAAGAAAGACACAAAGAAAGACACAAAGAAAGACACAAAGAAAGACACAAAGAAAGACACAAAGAAAGACACAAAGAAAGACACAAAGAAAGACACAAAGAAAGACACAAAGAAAGACACAAAGAAAGACACAAAGAAAGACACAAAGAAAGACACAAAGAAAGACACAAAGAAAGACACAAAGAAAGACACAAAGAAAGACACAAAGAAAGACACAAAGAAAGACACAAAGAAAGACACAAAGAAAGACACAAAGAAAGACACAAAGAAAGACACAAAGAAAGACACAAAGAAAGACACAAAGAAAGACACAAAGAAAGACACAAAGAAAGACACAAAGAAAGACACAAAGAAAGACACAAAGAAAGACACAAGGAAAGACACAAAGAAAGACACAAAGGAAGACACAAAGAAAGAUACAAAUAA
This is a messenger RNA of Phaedon cochleariae (mustard beetle), 2556 nucleotides long. Lineage: Eukaryota; Metazoa; Arthropoda; Insecta; Coleoptera; Chrysomelidae. The record is from the annotation of a GenBank genome assembly.